This is a messenger RNA of Vicugna pacos (alpaca), 1216 nucleotides long. The record is from RefSeq and is a predicted model, not a curated record. NCBI's taxonomy places the organism in Eukaryota, Metazoa, Chordata, Mammalia, Artiodactyla, Camelidae.
GAGGCGCAGGAAAUGAGUUGUGAACAAGAUAGAAAUAGAUCCUGUUCUCUUAAAGCUUACGUUGUACUUAGUGGGGAGGCAAUAAACUGCUGUGCAAAGAUUAAAACAGGUUGAUGUGAUGGUGACCGUGGCCCUACUUUGGAUUGUAUAAUCAGAGAUCUGAAUUACAAGGUUUUGGUCACUUGAUGGGCACAACCUGUGCUUUGGGUUACUUUCUCACACAUUUGGUGGUGGUUCCUCCCUUUUAUCCCUCUUCUCACUCUGCAUUCCGGUCCCAAUACCGAACUCGGACACACAGACCGCAGCCUCUCCGGUUUCGCCACUACCGCCCAGGUGUCUCCACUCAAUGCGCCUGCGUACAAGCCUGACCAAUUAAAUACAGCCCAGGGCUUCGAGGGGCGGGGAGUGGUUCCUCAGCUCCUGGGGAAGCAGAAAGGGGCGAGGUUUUGUCCUGAAACCUGUGGCUCCUGGCGGCCGGAAGUGAGCCAGAAAGUCGGAAAAGGUAAGUUACUUGUUGUCGCCUGAAGUCUGGGGGGAAAGCGCUGGCGGGUGAUGGCGGCGGAAGCUAAGGCAGAGAAGGGGCCAGUGGGCGGCGCCGAGGAGCAGCAGCCCUCUGUGGGGGCCGAGGAGCUGGCCGCCCAGAAGCUCGAACAGAGGCUGCGCGAAUUCCGGGAGCUGCACCUGAAGCGGAAUGAAGCUCAAAAAUUAAAUCACUAGGAAGUUGUGAAGGAAAAAAGACUUAAACUACCUGCAAACUGGGAAGCUAAAAAAGCUCGUUUGGAAUGGAAGGAAAGAAAAAAGAAUGUGCAGCAAGGUGGGAAGACUGAGAAAGUGAAAUUGCUGGAGAUCAGUGCAGAAGAUGCAGAAAGAUGGGAGAAGAAAAAGGCAGAAAAACCAGAUCUGGGUUUUUCAGAAUUGAAAAAUGCGACAAAUAUAGCCGGAGACGUCCCUAUAAUGAUGAUGCAGAUAUUGACUACCUUAAUGAAAGGAAUGCCAAAUUCAACAAGAAGGCAGAAAGAUUCUAUGGGAAAUAUACAGCUGAAAUUAAACAGAAUUUGGAAAGAGGAACAGCUGUCUAAUCUCCUUUAGGAACUGUUUUGACUGCCAAAUUGUACCAGUAAACUAGGACUCAUUCCUUUUAUAACUUGUAAAGUGUUCUACGAAUGUCUGUGUAUUUUCAUACUUAUAUAUUUAUUAUUCACUUUUUGAAGAAAAA